CGCCAGAUGAAUUGAUAAUAUCAGUGAUCAAGAAGAAAAACAUUUGGUCGGAUUGGGAAGCUCUAAGCGAGCCAAAGGUUACUGUCGAUCGUGUUGUACAUGUGCCUUACUCACGUGUUGCAAAGUUGAUCCCCGACGAACACUGUGUACACGUGCUGUUCGCGCGAAUAACUGAGCAUUACAAUACACCCCUACUCUCAGGUUCCCAUUCCAUGAUGUGUCAAGUGCUAUGAGGUUGGUAGAAAUGAUGAACACAAGCAUGGCGGAGACGCCGGAGUACACUUACCAUGAGAACGCCACGCCGGAAUGGCUUAAAGGUCCGUGUCCUAGGACAGACAACUUCACGAGCCCUAGCUGGAACUGGUUUCUGUGUAUAAGUGUCAUCAACACUCCGCUAGCCUCUUUCCUGGAUCGUUACGUCACGCCUAUGUGGCUGGUCAUUGGGUUUGUGGGAAAUAUUAUCACAAUGAAAAUUUGGUCACAUCGACGGAUGAAGCACAUCAAUACUUCUGCAUUGUACCUGACUGUGCUGGCAUCCACUGACCUACUACUACUGUUCCUCUACAUCCAACGUUACCUCCAUUUUACAUGGGGGCUUCCCACUAUCGACGUGCCCAUAUGGUGCCCAACUUUCUUCGUCUUUUAUAUGUUCGCACAGUACAUGAGUCCAUUACUCGUGUUUGGAUUUACAACAGAAAGAUUCGUAUCUAUAGUCAAACCAUUUAAAAGCGAACGAUUUUCUCGGCAUCAGCGUGCACCCAAAGAAAUUUUUGCUAUUGCAAUAUUUGCGUUUGGUCUGUCACUACCACAAGCUCAUGGCUGGGUGUACAAAGAUUCUGCGUGCGGCGGGUCACAGACGAAAUUCUUUGAAUAUUGGACGUGGAUCACGGACGUACUUCUAUUCUGUGUAGUACCUAUUGCCACGUUCUUUCUUAAUCUUUUUGUUCUCAGAGUUGCAGCAAAAGCAUCGGAACUGCGUAGAGAAUCUACUUUGGGUCAUUACGAAAAUGAUUCCCUUUCCGCGCGAUCGUUGUCACGACGCUCAAGAAUAAGGCCCUCUACAGUGACGCUACUGUGCAUAUCUUUUUAUAGAAUUUUUACUACACUUCCGGUGGCUAUUUUGUUUGCGUUACAGUUCAGUGUUCCGGAAGGAUCAUAUGAUAUUCCGGUGUACGAAAUGGGCAGCGAUUCCCAGUGGAGGGACUACUUCUCCUGGUACACGGCUAAAACCAUUAUCGACACCAUCGGUCUGUCGCAAUAUUCUUGCAACAUCUUCAUCUACUUGCUCACAGCAAGGCAUUUCAGACACGAAUUCGUCAACACGUUCCGAAUAACUGCAUGUUGUGGCCCAGAAAAGAAGCCUGGCAGUUUCCAUCGGCAUACGUUCCUCACAAAUGGUGGCGGCUAUGGCGGGGCGUCGACGCGGAUUACAGAAACUGAUAUGUGAGCUAUAGAAAAAGAAAUAAACAUCAGAACAGAACUCAAAAUAAAAAUCUCCUGAAUGGAUUCCUGAAUAAGUGUUUGAUCAAAUAUGUGUGUGUAUAGAUCAGGCAAGACAUAAAUACUAGGGUCUAUUUCGGCUUCUUUUUCACGACAGGAAGGGAGUGUAUUCGGAAUCGUCAAGCUUGGUAUCUUUUCCAAACUUCUAAACGAUAGUCUAGCGAGGACACAAAACAAUCCAUAUAUCUGAUGAACUUCGUAUCCACGAAAAUUUCUAACAAUAUCUAUGUUCUCCCCACAGGGGUUACAAUGUCAAUAAUAUGAUUCCUAUAUGGUGGAAAUAAAUCGGAGAGAAUGCUGUGUACUGUGAACAAAUGGUGAUAAAACUUAUUGUAUUGUGAUGUUCAUAAUAAAUAGUGAGCAAGUACAACAUUGCUCAUGAUACAAGGUUCGUUACAGAACUUGCUGCAGCGGACUCAACUGUCCAAUAUGGAAAUCCGUAGUGCAGAUGCUUAAUAAAUGUUACUAUCGUUCAAAUUUCGGUGAUUUUGGUGCAUAUCAUUGACAGAAAAAACUGCUUUUCUCAGAGAGACUGCUUAAACUCACUUACAUACAACUCUAUGGUAGCUAUUUUACACAAAUCUUCGCUACUUAGUACACUGUGUAUUCCUGGGAACUGCGCUUAUUUUAAUGGAAUAUUAUUUAUCUUAUAUCGUACAGGACGAAGUAUUUGUAUUCCGCUAACGAAGGUAAUGUCUCAAACAUUAGAAUCUAAUCCAUAUAUUUCGUAAGUGUUAGAUAUAUUUGAUUACAUGGCCGCAUGGAGAGAUGAAAAUCUAUCAAUAAAUUUGUUAUUUAUCU
Molecule: messenger RNA, 2301 nt
Organism: Pecten maximus
Lineage: Eukaryota; Metazoa; Mollusca; Bivalvia; Pectinida; Pectinidae
Exons: 3
Coding region: 230-1447 (405 amino acids)
Biological process (GO): G protein-coupled receptor signaling pathway
Cellular component (GO): plasma membrane
Molecular function (GO): G protein-coupled receptor activity
Source: RefSeq, a predicted model, not a curated record